This is a messenger RNA of Syngnathoides biaculeatus (alligator pipefish), 1423 nucleotides long. Its product is annotated as CASP8 and FADD-like apoptosis regulator. Lineage: Eukaryota; Metazoa; Chordata; Actinopteri; Syngnathiformes; Syngnathidae. Gene Ontology annotation, biological process: negative regulation of extrinsic apoptotic signaling pathway via death domain receptors; proteolysis. Gene Ontology annotation, molecular function: cysteine-type endopeptidase activity; protein binding. The record is from RefSeq and is a predicted model, not a curated record. The coding region runs from base 11 to 949 and encodes 312 amino acids. The transcript has 7 exons.
UUUUUUCAAAAUGUCCUCAAGUGUGGAAAGCAGCGUGCAGCCAGCCGGCGUAUUUUUCGGGUAUCGCCAGGCGAUUCAUCCGUGUCUUUUCUUUUUUUUUUAUUAUUUGUCGUUCAAUUCCAGGUCUCUGCUCCUGGUGUCCGGAUGCGGGACGUGGAUCAAAGCACUCAAGGCGAUGAACGGCAUCGGAGCGCGUGGACCCCGCUGUUGUGUUCCCUUUCCUGGUGAACAAGAGGAGCGCCAGUGGGACCUCCACUGGUGGCGUGAGCACAUCCACGAGCCAUGGGAGCGCCUACAGUUACUCCGAGUUCUGAUGGCUCACAUCAGCGAGGACAUGGCCAAGGAUGAUGUGAGCAGUGUGAAGUUUCUGCUGGCUCACAUGCUACUGCGUGAGAAAAUGGAAACUGCCAAGGAUUUCCUGGACUUGAUUGUCGAACUCGAGCACAUGGGCAAGGUUUUCCCUACAAGGGUGGACCUUUUGGAGGAAUGUUUAGUGGACGUCGGCAGGGUAGACCUGGCCAAAAAGCUCAAGGUGUCAGUCAACGCGCCAGCAGUACCCGAGGAAGUGGUGCACCACACCUGCCAGGAGAGUCCAGUGAGUCGGUACAAAUUCGCCAGUGACCCCAGAGGGGAGUGCGUAAUCAUAGACUGCGUGGAGAAUGACGGAGAGAUGAUGGCGCACGCAUUUAAGUCACUGCACUUCAAUGUGACCCUGCAUAAAUGGCUAAACCUGGUCGAGACUGUCUCAACGCUCAGAAAAGUCUUCCAAAGGAGUCCGGACCGCAGCGGCGACGGCUUCGUCUGCUGCAUCAUCAGCCGGGCGAUGGACAAUCGCCUCCAGGCCACGGACGUGAACUGCGAAGGCCUCCGUCUGGAAGAUGUCCGCCGCUUUUUCAACGGCGACGCCUGUCCGGCACUGGUCGGCAAGCCAAAACUGUUCUUCAUCUAGAGCUACACUGUGUCAGACUUCCAACCCUGCGCUGUAGAGAACCGCUGGGAUGACGGCUGGGAGACGGACGGUGGCGCCGGUCAGCUAAGACCCGAUUGUCUCCCGCCAGAUGCGGACAUGCUCUGGAAUCACUGCUCGACCGCAGAGCAUCAACUGCAGCGAGGCCGACACCGUUCCGUUUACCUCAAGGCUUUGACGGACGCCUUGGGCAGAAGCCAGGGAAGGAGCCGACAUCUGGUCGAUCUUCACAUGGAGGUGAACGGUGCAAUAUUGGAGCACAACAGCCGGCAUCGUGAGGAUCAAUACCACAUUGACCUGAAAAACACUGAGAAAAGACCUUUAUUUAUAGUUGUCUGACGACUUGACUGUUUUUUAAUAGCUGUCAGUAUUUGGACUUCAAUUCACGUACUAUACUACUGUAUUCAGAUAAGCUUUUUUACAUUGUAUCUUGUAUGUUUUAUAUCUACCACGUGU